Messenger RNA from Paramecium tetraurelia, 1095 nucleotides. RefSeq lists its product as uncharacterized. The transcript is spliced from 3 exons. The record is from RefSeq and is a predicted model, not a curated record. Gene Ontology annotation, molecular function: ATP binding; protein kinase activity. Gene Ontology annotation, biological process: protein phosphorylation. NCBI's taxonomy places the organism in Eukaryota, Ciliophora, Oligohymenophorea, Peniculida, Parameciidae.
AUGGGAUAGACAGAUAGUAAAUAGGAGCAAGAUUUUUUGAGAAAGAUUGACACGCAAUAUGAAUUCCUAAAGCACCUGAAUGAUGCAAGAUACGGAGAUGGCAAACUGUUCGGCAAGAGAAAUGACAACAUUCCAGAUGAGCCUAGUUUUUAAGCUUGGAAGAAUAAAUUAUAGUUGAGACAAUCACUCAAACAUCCCAACAUCAUUGAAUUGAAAGGUAAGCAAAAGACAUAGUAUCAAUUAGAAUCAAUUUAAGCAGAAGAAGAACAAGUUUGCAGCACUUUUUAUAAGAUCAAUCUCGUAUUCGAAUAUCUCCCUCAAACCUUACAAGAUGCCAUAACAUAAAGGAAAUAAGCAGGUGCCUAUUAUGGAGAAUAAGAGGUGUUACAAAUGUUGAAUGGAUCAAUAGAGGGAUUGGCCAAAAUGCAAGAAUUGAAGAUUGCUCAUCAGAAUUUGAGAGUGCGAACACUAUCCUAUCAAAAUGGAACCAUCAAAGUAAGUGACAUUCCUUUGUUAGCCAACAUCACAUCGUUUGCCGCAGUCUUGCAAGAUUAUGGAAAUGCAUCUGAAGGCAAUUAUCUCUCCCCAAUAUUGACUAAGGCUGUUUAUGAGAGUAAUCACAUGCCAUAACAUAAUUUAUUCAAAUCGGAUGUCUACACUCUUGGAAUGAUAUUCCUUUAGGUUUGUUUACUCUAACCUCAGGAUAAUUGCUAUGAUUACUUUGAAGGGAAAAUAAACAUGUAAUAAUUGGUCACAAAUAUUGAAUAAGCAAGAACUAUUUACACUUCAGAACUAGUUGAAAUUAUAGAAGAAAUGCUUGAAUAAAUUGAAAAAGACAGACCUGAUUUUAUUUAGUUAAGGAAUAAAAGAAGAGAAAUCAUACCCUAAUACCCACCUCAAUUCGUAGACAAGAAUACUCGUCAAUAGGAGGAUGAAUACUAAAUGAUGUAUUACAAGAAUGCCGAUCAUUAAUCUGAAGUCAAUCAAUCACUCUAACCCUCCUAUUUGGAUGAAGGACCAUUACCAUUGCAUGAUGGACAAUUACGAUCAAUUACAUUAACCAUUCAAAGAACCAUAACCAGCCAAUUAUAGUGA